Molecule: messenger RNA, 2214 nt
Organism: Amphibalanus amphitrite
Lineage: Eukaryota; Metazoa; Arthropoda; Thecostraca; Balanomorpha; Balanidae
Exons: 3
Coding region: 64-1902 (612 amino acids)
Biological process (GO): proteolysis
Molecular function (GO): aspartic-type endopeptidase activity; zinc ion binding; nucleic acid binding
Source: RefSeq, a predicted model, not a curated record
AUUCGGGAGAUUCGGGAGACGACACUACAAUUGGCGACGAGGUAGUCGGACCAGACGUGAGGUAUGGAGGGAAUUCGUCCGCCCGCGGCAUUCUUACCUCUUCCAGGCCCGCCGGUGGUGCCGUGGAAUAACUGGUUUCCGGACUUCGAAGUUUAUGCCAUGGCCAUAGGUUGGUCAGCAUGGAGUCAGGAGAGGCAGCAGGCCUUGCUCCUGCACUGCCUUGGGCAGGAAGGGCGGAGACUGUUUAGAGCUGAGUGCCCAGGAGGUAUUGUGAAAACAGAGCCCUCUGACACCACUUUGGUUGAGGAUACAGUAGCUGUCUUAUGUCGUCUGUUUGUCAGUAAGACUGAUAUCAUCUCAGAGAGGAUAAAAUUCAGGAAGUGCAGACAGCAGGCUUCUUCUGUUCGUACCUACCUAGCCAAUCUGAGGGAAGGUAGUCAGAAGUGUGCAUUUGGUAACUUAGAAGAUGAAAUGAUAAGAGAUCAGUUUUUGGAAGGAUGUUCCUCUCAAAGGCUUAAGGAAAGACUGUGUCAGGAAGAAAACCUAACCCUGCAGCGUCUUGAAGUCAUCGCUCUCGCUGCUGAUCAGGCUGCUGACCGUCAACAAACUCUAGCUGGCAGGUCUCCGGAGCUGGGGGCAGAGGUCCUCAAGGAGGUGGCAGCGACUGAGAGGAGAGGCGGCUUCUCCACCCGGCGAGACUCAGAAGGCAAGAAACGACAGCAAGGUGAGAUGACCUGUUUUGCAUGUGGCCGUAAAGGACAUAAAGCCAAGAGUAAGGAGUGUCCAGCCAGGGUCAGGAAGUGUAACAAGUGUCAUGAGAAAGGGCAUUAUGCAGUCAUGUGCAAGCGUCAGGAGUCUUCGCAUGCCUGUGUGGUAGAAGUGUCGACUGUGCACCAUGUGCCCUCUCAAGUGCCUCGUCCCAUGAUGUCUGUUGGCAUUGAUGGAAUUCAGGUCCAGAUGUUGGUGGAUACAGGAUCGGGAGUGAGUCUGAUACCCAGCAGCUUGUAUCAGGAGCAGUUUGCGCACGUCCCUCUACAGAUGUCUUCCAUCAGGCUUCAGGGAUAUGGAGGACACCUUCUGCCUGUUCGUGGUAUGAUGACGGCCACAGUGUCCUCUGACAGGGGAUGUUCGACUGAGGGUACCUUGUUCGUGGUGGAGUCCCACAGUGUACCCCUGCUUGGCCGUGACCUACAGCAGCUGCUUAGAGUUACAGUCAAAGAUGGCAAUGUCGUCUGUGCGGUAGAGGGGGAGGAUGCAGAGGUUCUGCCCGCCAUACACGGCUUUGUCCACAGAGUCAAGGUGAAGGAGGGGGCCACUCCGGUCCGUCAGAAGCUGCGACCCCUGCCGCUGUCGGUCAGGGGUGAAGUGAAGGAGCACCUGGAGAAGCUGGAGAAGCAGGACGUCAUAGAGAGGGUGGACUCCUCUCCAUGGGUGUCACCUGUGGUGGUCACCCGGCGACGGACUGGUGGUAUCCGUCUCUGCUUGGACUUGAAGGAGGUGAACAAGAGCAUCAUCUCAAUGGGCGCGGAAGCGGCUCCAGACGACGAGGAGCAGCUGGUGGCGGAGAUAGCUGAACGGGUGGAGCGUCUCUCGGCAGUGAGCAGAGGCGAGCUCCGCGAGUCAGUUCAGACCGAUCCUGUUCUCAGGAAGCUGAAGAGUCAGCUGGACGAAGGGUGGCCGGCAAGGAUUGCCAGCUGUCCUGACGACCUGAGACCGUUCUUCCGCUGCAGGCUGGAGCUGUCAACGGCUGACAGUCUCAUCUUCAAGGGCGACCGGAUCGUGGUUCCGGAGGAGCUGAGAAGGCGUCUUCUGGAUCUUGCUCAUGAGGGGCAUCAAGGCACGGUCACCGGCGGAGCUGCUGCGAGGGAUACAACUGCGCACCAAGCUGCACGCGGCGGCUGAGCGUCGUCCGGUGGACGACUCGACGACGAGGGCGCGGGUGGCGACGCAGCAGGAAAAGCAGAAGAAGUACUUCGACCUGAGGUAUUGUGCCCGGCCGAGGGACUAUGAAGUGGGAGAAUGGGUGAGGUUUAGGCUGGUGCCCCGCCCCAGGAAAGGUCGGCAGGCCUUCUCGUCUCCGAGAAUGGUGAUGGAAAGGAGGGGACGUGUCUCAUACAAACUCAGCUGUGGGACAUUGGUGCACGCUGAACGACUAACCCGCUCCACAGAUCCUUCGAGCGGAUCGCCGCCAGCGAGACGGAGUGAAGUCGGCGG